GCUAGAAUGACAAUUAUGACCCGUUUUCUCGUAAGUAGAAUCUUUAUCUUCUUCUACUUAUAUAUUCGGGAUUGGAACUUCCCUCUCAUUUUUCCCUGCACCAUACCCCCGGCCUUAUGGUGAUACACCAAAGAAAGCAGAAUUCGUUUCAAAUUUCUUUUAUGAGCAGGCUCACGAGAGAGCCAAAAGGAAAUUUCUGCUGAUGCGGCGCUUGAGGCGCAGGGCUGAGGCAGGAGCCCAAUCUAAUCUAAUCUAAUCUAAUCUAAUUGCAUUUAGAUGAAACGCGAACCGCCAUCUACAUAACUAGAUAGUCGUCGUCUACAUCUGUAUCCGUAAGUAGUAGGAAAAAGAUAAGAAUGCAGCCCCGGUACACCAGACAGCAUGGUACAUACACCGCGGCCGGCCGUACAGCCGCUACCGGUUCGUACCGUGGAUCCCCUCGUAGUGAGUUUUCUCCCUCUGGGUCGCCCAGCGCCACUAGUCAUGCCGUGAUAGAGCAGUGGGAUUCUCUCGACAGAUAUCGCGUCGAGCUGGAGGAUGACUUGAGGAGGCAGGGACAGCAGAACUACAAUGGGGGCGGUGGCUUUUUGGACCAGCUGGGGACGCAUUCUCCACGACCUCGCGCAAAAGGUGAGAACACUGACAUGCCGUUUCGAACAUCAUCGGCGCGACGCAGCAACCUCUUGAUGAGCGCAGCUGCGGGUGCCAGUCCAGG
Amoebophrya sp. A25 is the source of this 715-nucleotide messenger RNA. Lineage: Eukaryota; Dinophyceae; Syndiniales; Amoebophryaceae. The record is from the annotation of a GenBank genome assembly.